Messenger RNA from Culex quinquefasciatus (southern house mosquito), 7046 nucleotides. RefSeq lists its product as uncharacterized. The transcript has 11 exons. Bases 174 to 6965 code for a protein of 2263 amino acids. Gene Ontology annotation, biological process: regulation of transcription by RNA polymerase II. Gene Ontology annotation, cellular component: nucleus. The record is from RefSeq and is a predicted model, not a curated record. Lineage: Eukaryota; Metazoa; Arthropoda; Insecta; Diptera; Culicidae. Gene Ontology annotation, molecular function: zinc ion binding; RNA polymerase II transcription regulatory region sequence-specific DNA binding; DNA-binding transcription factor activity, RNA polymerase II-specific.
CGACUCGAUUGUUGUUUUGGAAACUUUUAAGUUGCGUGUAGCAGGCUGUAAAAAACAAAACAAUCAAAAGAAUGAUUUUUUGACGGGUUUCCGGAAGUUUUUCGCUGGAUUUCAAAGUUCUCCAGAUCUACAGUUUGUUAAAAGCUGAAAUUGAACGCAAAGCGUAAACCUAAAUGCUUGACCAGGAGCAAAGCACUAUGCAGCACAAUAAUUUGGUUCCGGACACGACGGCACUGUGCCGAGUGUGUAUGACGCCUAAAGAGGGGAACUGCACGAAUCUGUACGAUUCCUGUUCUCUUGCUACUAGUCAACCCAGCUUACACGAAAUGCUUAAGAUUAUUUGUGUUCCGGUUUUCGGCAAAUCCGAAGCAGGCGAUCCACCCGGAAUGCCGACGGACGUAUGUUCAAAUUGUCGGCACGCCGUCGUAGCGGCCUUUCACCUGCACCAGAUGUGCGUCGAAACGGACCGUCGAUUGGGCGAGUUGCUGGCAUUGAGGUGGGAACUUGAGGGACCGGACGGAGGUGAUCCACUGCAAGGAUGCGAUUACAUUGAAACUAACGUGGCUGACAAAAGGAUAAAAGACGCUCUCUCGAGCAAUCAACAGUUGGACAUGAUAAAAGAUGAACCGCUGGACUUGAUGGAUGAAAACGAGGAAGACUGCGAUGAACCGAAUCCUGCAGAGAACAAAGAGGGGGAAGCUGAUAAAACAAAUUCAGAAAAGCUACAUCAUUGCGAAAUUUGCAACCAAUCGUUUACAAGGAUGAGUGCAAAAGUCACUCACAUCUCAUUUCGUCAUCCUGAUGUAGGUGACCCGAAGGGGCCUUUCACGUGUGAUUUGUGCGGAGAAACUUUUGCAUUCCGCGGACCGAUGCGGUUGCACAGAGUCUCGCACCUCGGAGAAGUCGUUUGUACCUGUGGUCGUUCUUUUUCGAGUAAAAAAACCUUCAACGCACAUAUUGAUGCCGGAACAUGCACGGGAGCCCAGGAAAAAGAAUGUAAACUGUGCAAUGCAACUUUUCGAACACUUUAUAGUGCCGUAAAUCAUCGCAGAAUGGUGCACCCAGAGCAGAUAAAAACGCUGCCGGAACUUUACUGUGAUAUAUGUAACAAGCCUUUCCAUGGUCGACGCGUAUUAACACAACACAAAAGAACAGAGCAUGCAAAGGUAACUGCAACUACAACGCAGAAGAAAAUGUACGAAUGUUCAAUUUGUAGAGAAACGUUUAAUACAUUAUCAGCUAGAGGUAAUCACCGUAAAAAACACAAAGGCUUUUUUAAAUGCUCAAUUUGUGAUAAAGUUUUCAUGAAUAAACAUGGUUUGAAGGGCCAUAUGGUCAGGCACUCAGGGGUCAAGCCAUUUGCGUGCGAUCAGUGCCCAAUGCGAUUUUUUGUGCGAAUGGAACUAAGUGAACACAUGCUCACGCAUACGAGGGCAAAGGAUUACACCUGUGAAAUUUGUGGAAGCAGGUUUUCGAAGGAAUAUUCAAUGAUUAAACACAUCAGAUUCAUCCACGAGGGCCAACGUCCUUACGAGUGUUCGGUGUGUGGAUUCAAGUUCUCCAUCCUAUCGCAGCUCAAACGUCACAUGCUAACUCACACGAAAGAAAAGCCACAUAAAUGCCAGCUGUGCCCCCAAGCCUACGCCCAGACCAACGAUCUGGUCAAGCACGCGGCUCGUGUACACGGCAUUGACAAACCAUAUCAAUGCGAUCGGUGCGACGAGGGUUUCCGGUUGUUAACGGAUCUGCGACAGCACUACCGGGUGCACGUGCAAUCGACGGAGGGUGGAGCCGACCAGAUGGAGGAGGUGCGAUUUACCACUAUGGCGAUUUUGCAGAGAGCGUUCUCGAAAGACAAACAACAGCAGGCUGAGGGAAAAUUGGAAUCGCCACUUGCAAUCAAAAUGAAAUUUGGUUUGUUUGCGGACACGAAGGCGCUGUGCCGAGUGUGCAUGACGGCCACGGACGGACAUCGCACUGACCUGUACGACGGAACUUCGCUUGUAGCCGGACAGCCGAGUUUACAUGAAAUGCUGAAGGCCAUUUGCGCCGCAGUAUUUGAUAAAUCUGAUGCUGACUAUCCACCGGGAUUUCCGACGCAGGUCUGCGCCAACUGUCGGAAUGCUAUCCUCGUGGCCUUCAAGCUACACCAGACGUGCAUCGAAACCGACCGCCGGUUGGGCGAGCUGCUGGCGCUAAAGUGGGAGCUUCAGGAUCUUGGGGGCGGUGGAGAAUCCGGAGAUCCGCUGAGGUCCAGCCUUCGCCCCUUUGAGUGCCAGAUUUGUGGUUUCAAGCUGUUCACGUCGACGCAGCUGAAGCGCCACUUGCUUGGCCAUUCGAAGGAAAAACCCUACAAGUGCGAGCUUUGCACACAAGCCUUCGUCAAGACCGACGAGCUGGCCAAUCACGUGGCUCGCAAACACCGGGGCGGGCUACCGUACCCUUGCGAUCGCUGCGAUGAGUCGUUCCGGUUGAUGACGGAGCUGCGCCACCACUACCGGGUUCACGUUCAAGCUGGCGAACAGAUCGAUGAGAUGCGGUUUACCGCGAUGGCUACGUUGCAGCGAAUAUUCGCUAGGGAUAAACAGAAGCUGCCUGAAGAAGGCAACUGUUCAGUCACCAUGUUCGAUCAAACUGGAGGCACCGCUAAACUAUGCCGAGUCUGUAUGACGGCCAAAGAGGGUCAUCGCACCGACCUUUACGAUACCACGUCAUUAGUAUCCGGCCAGCCCAGCCUGCACGGAAUGCUGAAAGCGAUUUGCGCCCCGGUAUUUGAGAAAUCCGAAUCAGACCGCCCACCCGGAAUGCCAACGAAGGUUUGCUCGAUCUGUCGGAAUGCUAUCCUCGCGGCCUUCAAGCUGCACCAGACGUGCAUCGAAACCGAUCGCCGGUUGGGUGAGCUGCUGGCGGUCAAGAGAGAACUACAAGAUCUAGAACAUAACGAUGGACCGGGAGAUCCAUUGGGGUCCAACAGCAAGGAAACGCUGCGUGAUGAAAUGUUGAACAUGAGCGUUGAAGGGGGUUGCGUUAAGACGGACGGAGCAACGCUUCUUCUUAAGGAGGAGCAACCAAAAGAGGAGAAGGCAGAUUCACUUCCUGAAGCUGAACAUGUGGGUACGAUAAAAGUUGAAGAGCUGAACUUGAUGGAGGCAAGUGACAAUGACAACGAUAAUGCUUCCGACUGUGAUGAGGACGAAGAACCUCUCGUCGACGAAGAUACGAGCAAAACGACCUGUAAGAUUUGCUCGAAAUCGUUCAGUAAAGCAUCCCUGCUGAGAAAACACAUGAGCAUAAAGCACAAGAAAACACUAAAAAAAUCCGUGAAAUGUUCCUGUGGGAGAAUUUUUAAAAGCGAAAAAAGAUUUAAUGAACACACCGCUUCCGGUACGUGCUCAGGAGAGAUCGGUAGAAAGUGUAAUUUAUGUGAUAAAAUCUUCAAAUCGGUUGACGUCAUGGUUAGACAUCGCAACUCGGUGCAUUCAGAGCCCGUCGUAUGUUCCGAGUGUGGUAAAACGAUGGCGAACUUCAACAGCCUGCGGAUGCACUUGCGGGUUGGAUACUGUUCCAAGCAGAAAGAUAAACCCCCGACGGAAGCUAUGCUUGCUGCCAGGACUUGCAAGGUUUGUGGUGAAUUGCAGAAAACCCGUUUCGCGGUAAGUGGCCACAUGAAGGUUGCGCAUCCGGACCGUAUGUUUCGUUGCGACAUUUGCGGUAAGGAGUUUCAACUUCAGAGAUAUUUGGAUCUGCACAAAGUAUCGCACGGUCCUAAAACGUAUCUUUGCCAAUCUUGCAACGAAAUCUUGCCCACAAAAGAAGCUCUCAAGAAGCAUCGGCGAACCCACAAAGCUCCCAUCACGUGCAACGUUUGUGGAAAAGUUGUGGCCACCAAUUAUUCACUGUCCGUUCACAUGGAGCGGCACGUAGGCCUAAAACCGUUCGCUUGUGACAAUUGCCCGAUGCGGUUUUUCACGAAAGCGGAGAUAAGAGGUCACAUGCUAACGCACACCAAGAAGCAGGACCACGUUUGUGACCUUUGUGGGUCCCGAUUCACGACCAAUCAUUCACUGAAAAAGCAUGUUAUACAUGUCCACGAAGGUCAGCGUCCCUUUCCGUGCUCGCUGUGCAGUUUAAAGUUUGCCCACGCGAACCAGCUGCAGCGCCACAUGUACACGCACACCGGGGAAAAACCCCACAAGUGUGAACUUUGCCCGCAGGCGUACGCCCAGACCAACGAUCUGGUCAAGCACGUGGCCCGCGCCCACGGCGAUGGCAAUCCGUACCUUUGCGACCUGUGCGACGAGGGCUUCCGGUUGUUAACGGAUCUGCGACAGCACUACCGGGUGCACGUGCAAUCGACGAAGGGUGGAGCCGACCAGAUGGAGGAGGUGCGCUUUACCAGUGUGGCGAUACUGAAGAGGGCGUUCGCUAAAGCUAAACAACGGUUAGGAAUCGAUAGCGGGCUGAAUUAUACUGCUGGUAUCAUCACCACCAUGCAGUUCGACCUGGUCAGGGACACCACCAAGCUUUGCCGAGUGUGCUUGACGGAUAGCGUUGGACAUCGCACCGACCUGUACGAAGCCCUAGUAUCUGACCAGACUAGCUUGCACGAAAUGCUGAAAGCCAUUUGCGCCACCGUAUUCGAUAAAUCCAACGCUGAGUGUCCACCCGGCAUGCCUACGACGGUUUGCGCCGACUGCCGGAAUAAUAUCCUCGUGGCUUUCAAGCUGCACCAGUCUUGCAUCGAUAGUGAGCGUCGGCUGAUAGAGCUGUUGGCGCUAAAGUGGGAGCUUCGAGAUCUGAAGAGUGAGGAUGAAUCCGGAGAUCCACUUAAGUCCGUCGGUGAGGAAGCGCCGCAAGAAAAAAUGUUAAGCGUUGAAUUGGAAAGUCAAGUUAAGCUCCAACGAGAAAUGCAUCUUCUCGAGGAGGAGCAACCAAAAGACGAGAUGGAAGAUUCACUUUUAGAUAGUGAGCAUGGAGAAACGAUAAAGGUUGAAGAAUUAGAUUUGAUCGACGUGGACGACAACGAAAACGGCGAUAUUUCUGAAACUGGUAUUCGUCCCUUCGCGUGCUCACAGUGCAGUUUAAGGUUUUCCACCGCACAUCGACUGCAGAUCCACAUGUACACCCAUACCGGGGAAAAACCGAACAAGUGUGAACUUUGCCCGCAGGCGUACGCCCAAACCAACGAUCUGGUCAAGCACGUGGCCCGCGCCCACGGCGAUGGCAAUCCGUACCUUUGCGACCUGUGCGACGAGGGGUUCAAGCUAAUGACGGACCUGCGCCAGCACUAUCGGGUGCAUGUGCAAUCGACGGAAGGUGGCGCCGACCAGAUGGAGGAGGUGCGCUUCACCAGUGUGACGAUUCUGAAGAGGGCGUUCGCUAAAAAAGGUGCAGUAAUGCCGCUCGAUCUGAUCGCGGACACCACCAAGCUUUGCCGGGUGUGCAUGACGGCCAAGGAGGGUCAUCGCACCGACCUGUACGAUGCCGCUUCGUUCGUGUCCGGCCAGCCCAGCCUGCACGGGAUGCUGAGAGCCGUUUGCGCACCGGUAUUUGACAAAUCCGACGACGCAGUAGACCGUCCACCCGGAAUGCCCACCAAGGUUUGCGCCAUCUGUCGGAACGCCACCAUUGCGGCCUUUAAACUGCACCAGAUUUGCAUCGAUACCGAGCGCCGGUUGGGGCAGUUGCUGGCGCUGAAGCGGGAACUUCGGGAAGGGUCGGAGGGCGAUGAGAUUGGUGGAGAGUGUGGCGAUCCGUUGAAGAGUAAUGCUGAGGGGGCAUUGGAACCAACAGUGCAGACACAGCCUGCAAUGCCUGAAGAGGAACACGAAGAAGAAACGGAACCUCAGGAGUCCGAGCAAAUUCCCGAGAAUAUCGAAGAUUCUCUGCCAAAUGGUGAACACGAGGGUUCGAUUAAAGUUGAAGAAUUAGACUUGGUUGAUACCAGCGAUAACGAAGAACAUGCCGAACAUGCUUCUGAUUCGGCCGAAAAUCAGGAACCUACCAGCGUAGACUAUAAAGUCAAGAGAAAUUGUAAAAUAUGCUCGGAAACGUUCUACAAACCUUCCUUGCUGAGAAAUCACAUGACGCAAACGCAUCAGCUGUACAUGUGCGAAAUAUGCCACGAAACGUUUGGAUCUCUUUCCUGGUUCGUUCAACACAAGUCCAUGAAGCAUAGAAAGCGACCUGCUUGUUCAAAUUGUGGUGAGAAAUUCGUUACUAAACUUGAUUUGAAGAACCACCAACAGCAAGGAUCAUGCUCGGGAAAGAUUAAUCAAUGCUCAAUAUGCAAGGAAGUAUUUCCCACAAGAGCUUCUCUGUAUAAACAUAGGAUAACCCACAGGACCACUUACAAAUGCAAUAUUUGUGACGUAAUGUCGAUCUCGAAAUCAACGCACGAUCUUCACAUGAGGAGACACUUGGGCGAUAAACAGUUCGCUUGUAACCACUGUCCAAUGCGUUUUCACACAAGAGUAGAGCUGGCAAAACACAUACUAACGCACACCAAGACCAAGAACACAGUUUGUGAAAUUUGCGGCUCUCGAUUCACAAGAAAAGAAUCUCUAAAGAUGCACGUAAAACGUGUACAUGAAGGAUAUCGUCCCCACGAGUGCUCGCUGUGUGGUCUAAAAUUUUCCCUAAUAUGUCUCCUCAAGCGCCACAUGUACACCCAUACCGGCGAAAAACCAUUCAAGUGCCAGCUGUGUCCGCAGGCGUACGCCCAAACCAACGAUCUGGUCAAGCACGUGGCCCGCGUUCAUGGCCUCGACAAGCCUUACCAGUGCGAUCGGUGCGAUGAGGGGUUCCGGUUGCUGACGGAACUGCGCCAGCACUACCGGGUGCACGUACAAUCGACGGAAGGUGGCGCCGAACAGAUGGAGGAGGUGCGCUUCACCAGUGUGGCAAUUCUGCAGCGGGCAUUCGCCAAAGAUAGGCAGCCGACGGGAGAUGAAGCUUUCGAGUAGCGAAUCUGCACGGCAUUGAUUGCUGGUUUGGAGUUUGGUAAAAAAUAAAAAGAAAACAUUUAUUUGAAAUCGAGAUUGAAA